GUGUGUGUUGGAGUAUUUUAUUCGGUGGUGGGUACACCUACCGCCCCUAUAUAUAACGACCGUUAUUCCAUCAGGAAACUCAACCACCUCUCAACUACGACAAUGGCGACCACUACCUCUUUGGAAGAUGUUCCUUCACUCGACAUGAUGACCGAGCUUCUUCGCCGAUUCAAGUGUUCAUCUAAGCCCGACAAACGUCUCAUUCUUAUCGGUCCUCCUGGAUCGGGAAAAGGCACUCAAUCCCCAAUCAUUAAGGAUGAAUACUGCCUAUGUCACUUAGCUACGGGCGACAUGCUGCGAGCCGCUGUUGCAGCCAAAACUCCACUCGGGAUUAAAGCUAAGGAAACCAUGGAGAAGGGGGAAUUGGUGUCUGAUGACCUUGUGGUUGGGAUAAUUGAUGAAGCAAUGAAGAAGCCAUCGUGUCAAAAAGGGUUCAUUCUUGAUGGUUUUCCUAGGACAGUUGCCCAGGCGGAGAAGCUUGAUGAGAUGCUUCAAAAACAAGGAACUAAGAUUGAUAAGGUGCUCGAUUUUGCAAUUGAUGACUCCAUAUUAGAAGAAAGAAUUACUGGUCGUUGGAUUCACGCUUCAAGUGGAAGAACCUACCACACAAAGUUUGCACCUCCAAAGGUUCACGGAAUUGAUGAUGUUACGGGAGAACCUUUAAUGCAACGGAAAGAUGAUACCGCGGAAGUUCUCAAGUCAAGACUGCAGGCUUUUCACAAGCAAACUGAACCAGUUAUAGACUACUACAGAAACAAGGGUGUCGUUGCAAAGCUUCCUGCAGAGAAACCCCCGAAGGAGGUGACCGUUGAGGUUCAGAAAGUUCUAUCAGAGUAACGGAACGUUCUUCUCCGUUUUCUUGUUUGUUACUUUGCAUGUUGUAUUUAAUCCGAUACAUUAUCGGAUCGGCUUAUAUUGUCGAAGAACUCCCCCUUUUGCUACAAUUUCCAUGAGGAGCAUCUCAUUGAGUUGCUGACAACAUAGAAUAAAAA
Molecule: messenger RNA, 992 nt
Organism: Cynara cardunculus var. scolymus (artichoke)
Lineage: Eukaryota; Viridiplantae; Streptophyta; Magnoliopsida; Asterales; Asteraceae
Product: adenylate kinase 4-like
Exons: 6
Coding region: 103-837 (244 amino acids)
Biological process (GO): nucleobase-containing compound metabolic process
Cellular component (GO): mitochondrion; cytoplasm
Molecular function (GO): ATP binding; AMP kinase activity
Source: RefSeq, a predicted model, not a curated record